CUACAAACAAACAUGGCGUAAAUUGAACAGUCCGAAAAACAAACGCAUUUUAGUGCGAUUCAGCUUUCUUCAGGCUUUAGGUUCUUAAUAACUUCUAAAAGAGGAAUUAAUAGUUUCCAAAAUUUGAACAGUUUUACGCCAUAUGUAGCAUAUGUAGACAAGAAUCGUUUGAAAUGUCAGGCUUGCAAAGGUGAAACAGCAGAAAUCAUAUAAUAGAAACACUUCAGAGCUAUGGAAGAUAUCGAUGAAGCUACUCCUCGCGGAAUUAUUCGCGGUGUUUUGAUAACAGAGAAUGUAAGUCAAAGUGCUCGAGCUUUGAGGUCAAAGGAAACGCUCAGUACAUCAAGUGUAAGAGAAACACCAACGAAUCCUCCGUCCCAUUCUGAAGUUGCAAGUCGGUUGCUCACUCGAUCUACUAGGAACAGGAAGAGAAAAGCUGCACCGGGUACUACUCCUUCAGACUCAACAACUCCUAGAACUUUGAUUGCUGGUUUUCUAGAAACGGCUCCAGUUGCCAAAAGUGUAGUGAAAGGGCAGAGACAAAAGGUCAUUGGGGGAGAAAGAAGAAGAUCAUCUCGCUUAUCAGUUCAAGCUGGGGGUAAUACCCCUAGAACAAUUAUUCAAAAUUUCUUGCGAGAAGCAUUAACAGAGACACCAGUUGAACCAGUAAUUCCAGAAUCUUCAGAUGAAGUAGAUCAAGAAGUACCACACCAGUUGAGUGAAAAAGAAAAACAGUCAUCUCUUUCAACAAGUGGUGUUGCUGAUGGUCACAUGUUUGCUACGACAAGUUCUCAUCCUGCAGAUCAUUCUACACAUGUAGAAGCAACAACUCCAAUGGUGUUGGACUCCUAUAUAGAAAUGGAUAGUGCUGCUGGGAUUAGCAGAAUAACUGAGGGAACACAACCAGAGGUUGAUUCUCUGCCAUUACUGGGAAGUCUGCAGGAAGACCUGGAAAGGACAGACAAUAGCAUGCAGACAUCUCGUCCAUGGAGAGAGCUGGUCACACCUCAGCUGCCUCUUAAUGUGUCUUUGCCAGGGAGUGAGAGGCUGGAACAGUCAAGAAAUAUUAAUGAAGAGAGUUCCAAAGGGAAAAGACCGCUGUUUCAAGGGAAACAUCCUAAAGGAAGGGAAGGAACUAAAGUUGCAAAGAAGCCCUUAGGCCCAAGAAUGCCACCUGCCCUUAUAAAGGGUAUUUUUCAGCAUUUUAGCCAAGCUAAAGUCUCAAAAGAGGCUCUUCAAGCUGUUGAAAAUGGGUCAAACCUGUUUUUCAAGCAAAUAUCGAGUGACCUGAUGGCUUACUGUAAGCAUGCUCACAGAUCAACCAUUGAGCUGGCUGAUGUGGAACUUCUCAUGAAAAGACAGGGAUUUAUAACUGACAAGCAGUCACUGUUCUCAUUGGUUGAAAAGUAUUUACCAUUGGAAUACAGACAGGAAAUUAUACCAACAGUCCAAGCAGGGAACAAGAUAGUUCCGUAAUGAGAUACAAAGGGUACUUUGGUCUGACAGGGCUUGAAUCAUGAAUGCAAAGUGGAAAUUUAGGGCUGCUAAUGGACAAUGAAAAUGAAGGGCUGUUUGUUGAUGUAAACUUUCUCACAAGUGGGGAGUCAUAAAUGGCCAGGCAUAGAAAAAGACCAAACAUUCAGUUAUAAACUUGUAGCUUGAUAUGUUCUUGCCUGAAAUGUAUGGAUGUACUAUAGAAGUUGACAGGAGAACACCCAUGAAUUUUGAAGCACCUUAAAGAAAUUAGGAAAACUUUUUAUGCUUCUUGUAAAAUAGCAUGUCUUUCAGUUUUCCAGUCCACAGAGAGAUCUAGGUAAUGUUUUCUUUAAUUUAAAUGGACAUUGUGGCUUUUUCAGGAUGAAAGUUGUGUGCCAGUGAAAGAUAUCCAGUUAGGAUGUCCAUCUUGUGCAAUCUAGGUCAGAGAUUGUUUCAUGUGAGACUACACACAAGGAAGAUAUUCUGAAAUGUAUUCUGGAUUUAAAAAAUGACAACAUGAGCCAGUGUUUCCAUGUUAUUAUGACACAGCAUUUGACUGAUGAGAGGAUCACUGGAAAACAAAUAUUUGAAACAAAAAAAAAAUGCUAACUCUACAGAAAAUAUAAACAUCUAUUCAUCCAGCUCUAAAUAACUGUCUUUUUUCUUACUUGUAUUUUAACAAGCUAAUUCAGGGUGGAUCUGCUCAAACUGCAUUUGUCAUUAGUGAUUGAAAAUAUUUUAUUAAAG
Molecule: messenger RNA, 2223 nt
Organism: Pocillopora verrucosa
Lineage: Eukaryota; Metazoa; Cnidaria; Anthozoa; Scleractinia; Pocilloporidae
Product: centromere protein T-like
Biological process (GO): mitotic cell cycle; chromosome segregation; kinetochore assembly
Cellular component (GO): kinetochore
Molecular function (GO): protein heterodimerization activity; DNA binding
Source: RefSeq, a predicted model, not a curated record